Messenger RNA from Lactuca virosa, 2170 nucleotides. Lineage: Eukaryota; Viridiplantae; Streptophyta; Magnoliopsida; Asterales; Asteraceae. The record is from the annotation of a GenBank genome assembly.
AUCAUGUUACUUGAAAAAAAUUGUAUCAUUAGCAUACUUCUCUCAAUCCUUCCGAUUAUAAGCGCCAUUGUAGUUUGACAACAAACAAAAUGUCCUCGUUCAUGAUUGAAUAUCAGAAGCUCCAAAUUCCACUUGAAUACAUACAACAGGCCACCGACAACUUUGGUGACAGCCACUUCCUUGCCGAAGGUGGAUUUGGGAAGGUGUAUAGGGGAGAAUUAAUCCUAUCUAACGGUCCAACCAUGGCUGCUGUAAAGCGCUUGAAUCCUUCAAAUAAUCAAGGGGACGCAGAUUUUUGGAGAGAGAUCAUGUUGCUUUCCAAAUAUAAACAUGAAAAUAUCAUCUUACUCCUCGGCUUCUGCUAUCAAAGUAAGGAAAGGAUCCUUGUGUAUGAGUAUGCUCCAAAGAAUAGCCUGAACAAUCAUCUACAUGACCCCAAGUUCUCAUGGAUUCAACGUCUCAAGAUAUGUCUUGGGGCUGCACGUGGCUUGGAGUACCUUCACAAUCCCAGGGGAGGUCAACAAAGAGUCUUACAUCGUGAUAUCAAAAGUGCUAACAUCUUGUUGGACCAAAACUGGAAUGCAAAAAUUGCAGAUUUUGGCUUUUCCAAAUAUGGCCCUGCCAACCAAGAACACUCGAUUCUUUUCUCUGAUCCGAAAGGCACUCUUGGCUAUUGUGAUCCUGUUUUUAUAGAAACAUCGUUUUACAAAAAAGAAUCCGAUGUCUACUCUUUCGGGGUUGUACUAUUUGAAGUUUUGUGCUCAAGGCUUUGUGUUGAUUAUAGUUAUGAUGAUAUGCGAAGAUCCCUACCUGCAUUUGUGAAGAACUCUUCUAAAGAUAAAAUCAGGGAUGCAAUUAUCGAUGUUAAUCUACUGCAACAAAUGGAAGAAAAUUCUUUUGACACCUUCAUAACACUCGCACAUAAAUGUUUGGAAAGAGAGCAGAAAGAACGUCCAUCUAUGGAGUUGAUCGUGAAGAAGAUUGAAACUGCACUCAAAUAUCAGGAACAAAGAAACGCCGUUUUUGCAAAUAAUGUGAACUCCACAUCAUCUUCAACAAAAUAUGAAGUAAAAGAGAAGCGAGAUCUAGUUACUCAGAAAGAAAAAGCUGGGGGAAAUGAACAAAAAGAAGUCGUGUUUUCAGAUAAUGUGAAGUCCACAUCAUUGUCAACGGCAUAUGCAGUAAAAUUAGAGAAGCCAGAUCUACUUCCUCAAACGGAAGAAGUUGGGAGAAAUCAAUUAGAGGAAAAUCCUGAUGAUGAGAUCAAAAAGUGGUCAAGCGGAAAAGAAGGGAAUUUGCGUGCACUGCUUUCAACACUACAUGAGAUUCUUGAACCUGAAAGUUAUUGGGAACCGGUUUCAUCGACAGAUAUGAUCGACUCUGAUGCUGUACGGAAAAGCUAUAAGAAAGCUAUUUCUCUUAUCCGUCCUAAAAGGCUGACACAGCGACGGGCGAGCACUAGGGAAAAGUAUAUAUGCAGUAAGGUUAUCGAAAUGUUAAAGGUGGGUCUAGUGAGUUUCAAAUCUGAAGAGAGAGCUAUUAAAGAAAAACAGAUAUCUGAAGAGGGAGAUCAGCUUCGUAUUCUAGGCGAACAACAUGAUGAUGAUAUCAAAAGGUGGUCAAAGGGAAGAGAACGGUGCUUGGGUGAUCUACUCUCAAACCUACAAUAUAUCCUUGGACCCGAAAGUGGUUGGGAACCGGUCUCCCUGCCAGGUCUGUGGAGCACUGCAGAUACAGAUGAAGAGUACCAUAAAUCUCUUCUUCUAACCGAUCCUGACACGCUGAACAACCGAGGGGCAAGCAUGAAGGAAAAGUAUAUAUAUGGAGAGGUUCGCAAAAUUUUAAAGAAUGGUUGGGAUUCUGCAGUUGCUGAAGAGAAAUAGCAGCCUCAUACUCCAUACAUGUAAGAGGUUCUUGGUUGUUCUUAAAGCGCAUUUUAACAAGCUGAAUUUAACCAAUAAAUUCUUGGGUUAAAAGUUUAAUAAAUGCGGUAUUGGGCCCAUGUAGCUAGAAUUUUCAAGGCUCAUAUAGGCUGGUCUAUACCAUCUUGAGUGAUUUUUGCUUUGUUAAUUUGCAUGGUUCAAAUGUCCAAUUAGUAGUUUCAACAUUCACUGACGUAACCAAGUUUUCCUCUGUAAGGUAAAAAUGUAGUUUCAUUUAGUAUCAGAUG